AUGGCCCUCCCGACUUGCAGGGCGGCUCUGGGUUGUGCGGCCGUUGUCAGGAUCUGCAGCCUCCUCCUGCUCUGGCUUGCCAUCUUCGGGGCCCCGACGGCCACCGCUCAGACGCAGACAGCCCCGAGCAAUCUGCCCCCUUGCGGACUCAACUGCCUCCUCAAAGCAAUCCCUGGAUCUGGUUGCGCCUUCGGGGAUACGAACUGCCAAUGCUCCAGCUCGGUCUUGCAGGACAAGAUCAACGCUUGUCUUGUCGUUAACUGCACGAUGCAGGGGCGUCUUGACAUGGCGCGGUCUACUGCUGCAGUCUGCGGCCUGUCAAACGAGUCCCAAUCGACGCGCGUCAUCAUUGCGGUGUCUUUCUUCUUUGUCGGCACAGCAGUCUUCGUUAUGCUCCGGACGUUUUCGAAGAUUAUGACCAGGACCCUGUACGCCGAAGACCACAUAAUCACCCUUGCCGUGACGCUGGCUGUGGCACCAUUUGUAUGCGUCCUAUACAUGGCCGUGCUAGGCUUCGGCAGUCAUCUGUGGAGCUUGAAAGAUGGCGCACUGUUGCAGAUUCUCCGAUUAUUCUACGUUUCCGAAAUCGUCUAUGUGGUUGUAUUAGCCUUGAUCAAGGUCUCCAUUGUCACCAUGUACCUGCGCAUAUUCUGGGCUUACCGACCCUUCUACAUCGCUUGUUACGUGGUGCUUACCUUCAUCCUGGUCUCAAGCUCCAUCAUCACAAUCCUCACCAUUCUCUCGUGUCAGCCGGUCCAAUUCUUUUGGGACAGGGACAUUGUCGGUGGUUCCUGCCUGGAUAUCACGGCGCUAGCCUACGCCAACUCUGGUCUUGCUGUUCUACACGAUUUGAUCAUCAUUAUUCUACCCAUAUUUAUGCUGUGGAGUCUCCAAAUGACCCGCAAAAAGAAGGUCUUCAUCGGCCUCAUGUUUGCGCUGGGCGGGAUCGGUCUAAUCGCUACCAUAGUGCGUCUUCAAACCCUAAGAGACUUUGGGAGUACCCCGGACCCGAGCUGGACCUACGUACCGGUAGUAUAUUGGACCAGUGUUGAGCUUUCGGCAGGGAUCAUUGCCUCUUGUCUUCCCGCCGUUCGGACCCUUCUCGAGCGGUUCUUCAAGUUCUUCGCCUUGAGCGCGGCCGCGUCCGAACCCUCGACAUUCAUCAGGUUACAGAAGCAAAGAAGACCGUCUCGCAAGGGAUCAGCCCAAGCUGCUGAGUAUUGGACGGAUGACGGUGUGGGAGAGUCCAUUCUGAUAAGCUCAAAGAAUUCUGCAUCCGCUGCUUCGUCGGUGGUACGCGACGCUGAACCGACUGGAAGUAGAAGAGGCGAGAGGUCUGGGCAGGGUUGA
Diaporthe citri is the source of this 1350-nucleotide messenger RNA. RefSeq lists its product as uncharacterized. The record is from RefSeq and is a predicted model, not a curated record. Lineage: Eukaryota; Fungi; Ascomycota; Sordariomycetes; Diaporthales; Diaporthaceae. The transcript has 4 exons. Bases 1 to 1350 code for a protein of 449 amino acids.